UUGAUAGCUCAUUGAUAAGUUUCUUGUUGAAAUUAUAGACAGGGGGGGUCGGCGUGCUGGUCUGGAACAUGGCGGCGCGGUCGUUGUGGGCGGUGCAGCGACUGCAGCGCCUCCUGGCCUCCGGGACCGCGUCGCAGAGCCGGGGAUGGCUCCACCCAUUCAGCACCGCCACCCCAAGAACGGCUGGGGAAGACUGCAGUUCUGAGGACCCUCCUGAUGUACUCGGUCCCUCCCUUGCUGAACAAGCCUUAAGGCUAAAAGCUGUUAAACUGGAAAAAGAAGUCCAAGAUUUAACACUAAGAUACCAGAGAGCUGUCGCUGAUUCUGAAAAUGUAAGGAGACGAACCCAGAGAUGUGUGGAAGACGCCAAGAUAUUUGGAAUCCAAAGCUUCUGUAAGGACUUGGUGGAGGUGGCAGACAUUUUGGAGAAGACAGCUGAGUGCUUUUCAGAAGGAGCCAAACCUGAGGACCACAAGCUUACUCUGGAAAAAGUCUUUUAAGGACUGUCUCUUUUAGAAGCAAAGCUGAAAAGUGUGUUUGCCAAGCAUGGCCUAGAGAAAAUGACGCCCAUUGGUGACAAAUACAGCCCUCAUGAGCAUGAACUCAUCUGUCACAUGCCAGCAGGUGUUGGGGUACAACCUGGCACUGUGGCAUUAGUACGACAAGAUGGCUACAAACUUCAUGGCCGCACCAUUAGACUUGCCCAAGUGGAAGUGGCAGUGGAGUCUCAGAGAAGGCUAUGAACAAGCCACAGGGAAUUAAAACUCUCCCAGGGUCCUGGCACCUCUGUCCCCUUUAUUUAUUAAGCUGGUUUGUAUUAUACAUGAGGUCCUUCGUGUGCUCUGCUUUGGAUUUAGUCAUAUUGGCUUUAUCUCUACAGUAUCUUAUUGGUUUUAUGUGACCUGUUUGGUCUCAUCAGAAGUCCUGCCACUGGGCAUCUGAACAAUGUGACGAGUGUCCUAUGGCCUUUAUCAAAAUGUUUACAAAAAUCAUUUAAAUUGGUACUCUGAUGACUGAAUCCAAAAUCCCUUAACUGUGUUUUCAACUAAUGACUGGAAUUAGUGUAGCAGCAUCUUGGGUCUUGUAUCUUAUGGGAAAGGGAGAUGGUAGGGAUUGGUUUGACAUUUAGGUCCUUAGAUGACAAAGCUUUACCUUGUAUAAAUUUAGAUCAGUUGGCUUGACUUCUACAGAGAGUUUUCAAGGCUGCUUUUCUAUUUCAUUUUUCAUUUAGUCAUCUUUUGUACUUGUAUUCCCUGCUAGGGGCACACUUAAAUUGUUCCAUAGCCACCCCUUUCUGGUCCCAUUUGGAAGGGCUAAAGAGUCAGACCAGUCUUCCUUUUUUUCUUGUUGGUAAGGUGUACUCUAUUAUUAAACUGGUCUCAAGUCUAUGAACAGGUAAGCUCUGGCUGCCUCGACAACACAGCCCACUCCCAGGGAGACCAAAAGCCUCCUUACAUCUCAAGUUAGAGAGUCAGGGAUGGGGGGCCAGGCAUAGUGGCUGACCAUUCAAAAUGAAAAGCAAAGGAUUGGGGUGGGUGAUUUUUUGCAGUACAUAAUUUACACAAAAGCAGUGCUGCUGCCUCCCUUGAACGCACUCAGAGUGAACUGGGCCAUCCUUUCCGUAGGGUGUGGUGCUGCUCUGGAGAGGACAAGGGACUUCCUGUAGCAACAACAAAAAUGCACUCAAAGUCCUCAGCCACGUUGUCACAUUGUAAAACUUGGGGGAUGCUUACCCCAAUCAGCUGCUGUCACCUUCGCCAUUCCAGUUUUUAAAUCCUGAGUCAAAAGCACCCCCCCCCAAAAAAAGAUUAUAUAUUUAUAAUUGACAAAAAGAAAAAAAAGAAAUUAUAGACAGGUAUGCAUCAUUCACAGACUUUGUGGUACA
This is a messenger RNA of Peromyscus californicus insignis, 1885 nucleotides long. RefSeq names its product grpE protein homolog 2, mitochondrial-like. The transcript has a single exon. Gene Ontology annotation, cellular component: PAM complex, Tim23 associated import motor. Gene Ontology annotation, molecular function: adenyl-nucleotide exchange factor activity; protein homodimerization activity; protein-folding chaperone binding. The record is from RefSeq and is a predicted model, not a curated record. NCBI's taxonomy places the organism in Eukaryota, Metazoa, Chordata, Mammalia, Rodentia, Cricetidae. Gene Ontology annotation, biological process: protein import into mitochondrial matrix; protein folding.